CAAACAGAUCCAACGGACACGCAGUCAAGUGUUGACCGGAAAAACGGUGUUCCGGAGUAUUUGUGCAAGUUGCUGGGACAGCUACCCUUAGUGUCAUUUCAUCUCUCCCUGUGUGUGUGACAGUUUCGCACAAGAUCGUCACGACAAGAGAGAGAGAAAAUAUAUAUUUACAUCUCUAUAACGUGGUAUUGUAUAUGACUGCACUAUUUGACAGGAUAUUGAACUGUGUGAUCAAAGAACUUUCAGUGCACACUGGAACUGAAUUUAGAGCGUUGGAACCGCAUUUAGAGCGUUGGAAAUGGAUUUAGAGUUUUGGAACUGGAUUUAGAACUUUGGAACUGGAUUUAGAGUUUUGGUCCUGGAUUUAGAACUUUGGAACUGGAUUUAGAACUUUGGAACUGGAUUUAGAGCUUUGGAACUGGAUUUUGAAUUUUGGAACUGGAUUUUAGAGCUUUGGAACUGGAUUUAAAACUUUGGAAUUGGAUUUUAGAACUUUGGAACUAGAUUUUGAAUUUUGGAACUGGAUUUAGAACUUUGGAACUGGAUUUAGAACUUUGGAACUGGAUUUAGAACUUUGGAACACUCGAUAUUUGAUCUCCAUAAUCACGAUCAAAUUCAACCCGUGGAUUUAUUUUGCGGAGAGAGAGCUUCGGUCUCACUCAGAUUUCCUUGCUGUCGAAGUUUCUAUUUGAAUUUCUUAUCGAUAUAAUAAUCUUGGAUUCAAACCAUUCUUGUUGUAACCCAUGAUAAGGGUUAAAAUAAUGAUUUAACUUUAACACCCCAUAGGCCUCGGUUAUUUAGGGACACUUCCAUUUUCUUUUUUUUGGAUAAAAACUUGUUGGCAGCCGUUGGAAGUGUAACCCUUUCUGGAGUUUUCAUGUAACGGUUGAGUUGUUUUAUAAUGUUAUCGAAUAUUUCACCAUAUCCCCUUGGUUAGUUUCUCAACCCGAACCCAAUCAUUAGCCUCACAUCUCUGAAUAACGGUUCUGUUAAUAGCUCAAUCUGAUCGCCUAACACUUGCGCACGGUGGUGCAUGUGAGUGUUGGCAGUUGACAUCGUUAACCAACCGGGGUCUCGGUUUGUGUAGCCUGCAUCUGUUUUUGUGGAUCUUCUCCCGGUGCUCUCGCUCCCACCGGGGUGAGAGUUUCUCUUACAACUCAACGAUGUUGCUCCUUUCCCCGGUUCUCCUCCUUCUGCUCCGCGGGGUCUUAUUCGAGGCUUCGCAGGGCAUCAUCCAGGACAGCGGCUACUAUCACCACAAUGACCCGGAACUCGGACUCACCUUUGCCGGCCAAAGAACGUUGUUCGACUCCACAGACCCAUGCCUGGUGGUGUCACCUCCCUGUAUGAACGAGGCAGACCGAUACAGUCUGGAGGGUCUGAGGAACAUCCACAGAGAGAUGGAUGACGACCAGGAUGGCGGGAUAGAGGUGGAGGAGAGCGUGGAGUUCAUCAUCGAGGACAUGAAACAGCAGCCGACCAACAAACACAGCAAUCUUCACAGAGAGGACCAGCACAUCACCAUAGAGGAACUGUGGAGGGGCUGGAAGUUCUCAGAAGGUACGCUGUGUGAGUUUGUAGAGCUGCCUCAGUACGAGAAGAACUUUAAAGACUUCAGAGUCAACGGCAACACCUCCCCAGGUGAGAACGGCCAAUCAGAAACCUCAGAGAGGAACUUCCUGGUGGGUACAGCCAAUCAGAAAGCUUCUUACUGA
This is a messenger RNA of Oncorhynchus keta (chum salmon), 1715 nucleotides long. RefSeq names its product stromal interaction molecule 2-like. The transcript is spliced from 4 exons. Gene Ontology annotation, molecular function: calcium ion binding; calcium channel regulator activity. Gene Ontology annotation, biological process: intracellular calcium ion homeostasis; store-operated calcium entry; activation of store-operated calcium channel activity. Bases 1164 to 1715 code for a protein of 183 amino acids. NCBI's taxonomy places the organism in Eukaryota, Metazoa, Chordata, Actinopteri, Salmoniformes, Salmonidae. The record is from RefSeq and is a predicted model, not a curated record. Gene Ontology annotation, cellular component: plasma membrane; endoplasmic reticulum.